UUUACGAAAUCAUAAAAUUUCUGGCAUUUUUAGAGAGAGAAAAUAGACUUUCCGGUAACUAGGAUAAUGCGCGGUUGAGAUUGUUCGCUGAAGAUUUGACUUCCGAUCUUUGAAAUCAGACUCUCUGAUCUCUGGUUUCGGAUUCUGUAUCUGCCUGAUUAAAUUUAAAUCUUUUGAUCGAAGAGACCUACAGUAGAACAAUGCCGUCACAAGGGGAUCUGGAUCGGCAGAUCGAGCAGUUGAUGGACUGCAAGCCGCUUUCGGAAUCGGAUGUCAAGACACUUUGCGAUCAAGCAAGAGCUAUUCUCGUCGAGGAAUGGAACGUACAACCGGUAAAGUGCCCGGUUACGGUGUGCGGUGAUAUCCACGGUCAAUUCUACGAUCUAAUUGAGCUAUUCCGGAUAGGUGGCAAAUCUCCAGAUACCAAUUACCUCUUCAUGGGAGAUUAUGUUGAUCGUGGUUACUAUUCAGUAGAGACCGUUACACUUUUGGUGGCACUUAAGGUUCGGUACAGAGAUAGAAUUACAAUCCUCAGAGGAAAUCAUGAAAGCAGACAAAUUACUCAAGUAUAUGGCUUUUAUGAUGAAUGCUUGAGGAAGUAUGGAAAUGCCAAUGUCUGGAAGCAUUUCACUGACCUUUUUGAUUAUUUACCACUCACAGCACUUAUCGAGAGUCAGGUUUUCUGUUUGCAUGGAGGACUCUCACCAUCAUUGGAUACAUUGGAUAAUAUCCGUGCCUUGGAUCGUAUACAGGAGGUUCCACACGAAGGACCCAUGUGUGAUCUAUUAUGGUCUGAUCCAGACGACAGAUGCGGAUGGGGAAUCUCUCCUCGCGGGGCUGGUUAUACAUUUGGGCAGGAUAUUGCCACUCAAUUCAAUCAUACAAAUGGUCUUUCACUUAUUUCAAGAGCUCACCAACUUGUCAUGGAGGGUUUUAAUUGGUGUCAGGACAAGAAUGUGGUGACAGUGUUUAGUGCUCCUAACUACUGUUAUCGAUGUGGAAACAUGGCUGCCAUACUAGAAAUUGGGGAAAAGAUGGAUCAGAACUUCCUCCAAUUCGACCCUGCCCCUCGACAGAUCGAACCCGAUACCACUAGAAAGACUCCUGAUUAUUUUUUGUGAUGGCCUUGAUCAUUGUUUGUUGCGUUAAACCAAAGAGUUUUGUCUCUGUUUGAGGAUCAUCGAUCGUCAACCUUAAUUCUUUUGCUUGCAGUGCAUGCGAAUCUGGGAUUCGAGAUAACUUAUGGAGGUGUGCCGAAAUUCUCUUCUUUUUUAUUCUUGGCUUAUAUAUAUAUUAUUAUUAUUAUUAAUUUUCUUUUGUGUUGUUAAUUUAUAUGUAUAUUUUUCCUUUUGAGUAAAGGAAAAAGCAGCAAUGACAGUGUUAUAAUGUGUUUAUUGUAAUUUUUAUAGAUUAGAUUUGGAUUGGAUGUUGUU
Impatiens glandulifera is the source of this 1433-nucleotide messenger RNA. RefSeq names its product serine/threonine-protein phosphatase PP2A-2 catalytic subunit. Gene Ontology annotation, cellular component: cytoplasm. Bases 201 to 1121 code for a protein of 306 amino acids. Gene Ontology annotation, molecular function: protein serine/threonine phosphatase activity. The transcript has 7 exons. Gene Ontology annotation, biological process: mitotic cell cycle; peptidyl-serine dephosphorylation. The record is from RefSeq and is a predicted model, not a curated record. Lineage: Eukaryota; Viridiplantae; Streptophyta; Magnoliopsida; Ericales; Balsaminaceae.